AACGUGAUCGCAAAGUCGUGGUUUUUUUGUUAUUGAUUUGAUCAGAACAGAUUAGAAGAUGGAUACAGAGACGAGAGGUUCAAUUAAUGUCGAAGGCUGUGAUGUUGUCGAGAAUGAGGAAGAAGUCAUUGACGACUCUGAAGAACGUGAAUUGGUCACCGAUUCCUGUGCCACAAAAGUACUGGAUCCGCAAGAGGAACCCACGGACCGAUAUCGCGUUGUGUAUUUUCUUUUUUAUCUAUUCGGCAUUUCUUCCCUCGUACCAUGGAACUUCUUAAUCACCGCCAAUGAUUAUUGGAUGUACAAGUUCCGUGACACAACACCGAAGAACCUCACUGUACUGGAAGUACAAAAGACGCAAUUUCAAGCGGAGUUUACCUCAUACCUGAAUGUAGCCACUGCCAUCCCUAACUUGAUAUUCCUCAUUCUCAAUUCUCUGUUUGGUCAUUUGGUGCCAAUGAAGAGCCGCCUGCAAGGCUCCCUGGUAGUGGUGUGCAUAUGUUUUCUGGUGACCACGUCUCUGGUGCAGGUAGACACCGACAACUGGCAGAAUGAGUUCUUCAUCGUCACCAUGGUCACUGUAGUUAUUAUGACUGCCGCCAGCGCAGUUUUCAUCGGUGGGUUAGUAGGAAUAGCGAGCAGAUUUUCCAAAGAAUACAUGGCAGCUGUUGUAAGCGGGCAAUCUCUCGGCGGAAUUAUCGCAGCUAUUGCGCAGAUCAUAUCUCUUGCCUUCAAAAUAUCGCCAUUACACAGCGCUCUUAUAUACUUCAUUAUAGCCGAUAUUAUGGUUGUCAGCUCGUUAAUAUCCUACGCUUUAUUAUACAAAAUCGACUUCUUUACAUACCACCUGCUAAGAGGUUGUGGAGGGAUUGCCAGUAAUCGUCAUCGAGAAGUAUCGAUGGUGUCAAUAUUGAAGAAGAUAUGGGUGUAUGCGAUUGCAAUUUUCGCUGUGUUCGCGAUAUCGAUGGCUGUGUACCCAGCUGUUACCGUGCUCGUCGAGUCUCAUCCUGUUACCAAGGGAACCGAUUGGAAUAAUAUUUACUUCGUACCAGUGGUGAACUAUCUAAUCUUUAACUGCGGGGAUUAUUCUGGACGAUUGGUUGCUGGAUUCUUGCAAAGGCCGAAUAACCAAUGGCUGAUAGCAUGCUCCAGCUUCCUCCGGGUAGUGGGCGUUCCAAUGCUGAUGCUGUGCAACGCGCAGCCUCGAAGCCAUCUGCCCGUGCUCUUCCUUUGGGACUGGGAGUACAUCAUCAUCAUGAUCGUCUUCGCCUUCACCAAUGGAUACUUGACUAAUAUUAUCAUGAUUAAUUCUACUAGGGUGGUGGAAAUGCACGAGCGAGAAAAGGCGUCAUCCGUAAUCGCGACAAUGCUGAGCGUCGGUCUGACGGUUGGCGCGGCUAUCGGCAUGCUACUCGUGCGACUGCUAUAAGACAAAGGCUUUAGUUUCAAUUUGGUUGGUUAAUAAUGACGUAGACUAAAAUCGUAUAUAUAUUGGUGACAUAUUUCUGAUUUAUGCGCAUCUCUUUAUGACAAUUGUGCAACACAAUAUUAACAAAGAAAGCAGUCACUUAAGGUGCCAUCGGUGCAAACCUGAAGACGGCAGACCGUACUUACCGA
This is a messenger RNA of Hyposmocoma kahamanoa, 1617 nucleotides long. RefSeq names its product equilibrative nucleoside transporter 1 (gene Ent1). The transcript has 7 exons. Gene Ontology annotation, biological process: nucleoside transmembrane transport. The coding region runs from base 59 to 1429 and encodes 456 amino acids. Gene Ontology annotation, cellular component: plasma membrane. NCBI's taxonomy places the organism in Eukaryota, Metazoa, Arthropoda, Insecta, Lepidoptera, Cosmopterigidae. Gene Ontology annotation, molecular function: nucleoside transmembrane transporter activity. The record is from RefSeq and is a predicted model, not a curated record.